Rhagoletis zephyria (snowberry fruit fly) is the source of this 969-nucleotide messenger RNA. The record is from RefSeq and is a predicted model, not a curated record. Lineage: Eukaryota; Metazoa; Arthropoda; Insecta; Diptera; Tephritidae.
AUGGACAGCUUCUCCUCGAAGGGCCUGAAGGGCAUCUUCACCGACAUGACGACGGUGUUCACACGGGCGAAGCAGUACGCCGAGGAGACCAUUGGCACGGCUGAGCGCACCGAACUGGACCAGCAGUACGAGAGUCUGGCGGAGAAGGCGGACAUUUACAAGCAGUGGACGGAGCGGAUUGUGGCCAAGCUGGAGGCGGUCGUCCAACCUAAUCCGAAUAUGCGCUACGGCGACCUGCUCAUUGAGCGAAUGGGCACGGAGAUCCGCCGCGAGGACCGCCUGCGCAACCUCGAGUACCUGGGCAAUGACAUGAUCGACGCUGGCAUUGCCUUUGGCCCCUCCACCGUCUACGGCAACGCCCUGGUGAAGGUGGGCAAGACGCAGCAGGCGCUGGGCCAGACGGAGAAGGACUUUGUGGUGGCCAGCUACCGCACCUUCAUCAUUCCCUUUCGCAAGUUCAUCGACGAGGACAUGAAGACGAUCACCAAGGAGCGCAAUGUCCUCCAGACAAAGCGCCUCGACCUGGACGCCGCCAAGAGCCGCCUGCGAAAGGCUAAGUCGAUGGACUCGGUGGCCAAUGCCGAACGUGAGGUGAAACGUGCCCAGGAGGAGUUUGAGCGACAGAUUGAGAUUACCAAGCUGCUGCUGGAGGGACUGGGCAGUGCUCAGCUGCUGAUGAGUUCCUCCAGCAACUGCGAGGGCGUCAACUACCAGCACUUUUCACAUCCCAAUGCUUCGGCUACUUCGGUUGCUGGUAGUGGUGGCGGUGGUGGUAAGCGAAAAGCAAGGGCUCUAAACGACUACGUCCCGCUUGAAACUGGCGAGCUCAGUCUGCGCGCUGAUGAGAUCAUUCAUGUGGAUCACUCUAGCGCUCUCGAUCCCGCUCAUAUGAUGGGCGAGAGGACUACUGAGAGUGGCAGUGUGGAGAGGGGCAAAGUGCCGGUCGCCUACCUGGAGAUUCUCAAUUAG